UUCUCAGAUAUGCGAUUAGUUUUUAUCGUUAUACCUCGAUAAUUAGUGUCGUUGCGAGUUAUUUCGAAGUGAUUCGUAUUGGUGCUCGUUUUUGGGCGUUUGAAAUCGGACACCGCUUUUUAACGUCCUCGUUUUCCGCGGAGGGAUACAGUGUUGGAUGACAAUGUGGAGGAGGCUAAAAUGUCUACUAGGAAGAUGAGACGGUUAGCACUGCAGCGACCAUAAGAAACCCGUAAUCUACAACUUGGAGAGUCAGUGCUUGAGCAGGCUAAACGUUUCAACUCAGAGUAGCUCGGAUUCAACAUCUGGGAGGGUACAAUUCAGUUAUUUUGGCGAUUUGCGGCGCCUGAAACACGGGAAGGGGGAUUUUGUCCCCCAACUUUGUUUUCUCUCUCUCUCUCUUUCUCUCUCUCCCUCUCUCCCUCUCUCUCCCUCCCGAAAGCACUCCGUUUGGAUGCCGAACACUUGAGACGACAAAAGGCCUGUGUGUGUGUACUGAAAAAGAAUGAGUGAUACUGGAAUCAGAAUGAGUACUGCAGGAACUGACAAGGAGCUCAGUGACCUUCUGGAUUUUAGUGCUAUGUUUCCUCUUCCGGGGAUGAACGGGAAAAACAGACCCAACGCUCAAACAGGCGGUCAGUUUUCAGGUCCAGGUAUGGAAGAUCGGAGCGGAUCAGGCUCCUGGGGCUCAGCAGAGCAGAACAGUCCAUCCUUCAGUUCACGGGCAUUUGACAAUGUGGGCCACUACAAUGAGCAUGAAAGCAUGUCCCCUUCAUCAAUGUACAGCUCAGGAAUCGGAGGCAAAUCAGACAGAGCACCUUAUUCCUUUGGCGCACAGUUCCUGCAAGGAGAGAUGUCCAUGUCCAGUCCCGAUGGCUUAUCCCCCUCUGGCGUAAAAGCCACAUCACCAUUCUAUGGAUCUUACCCAGCCAAUCGUAGGAGGCCUCUAGAUGGAGUGCUCGGUGAGAUGGCUAAUACCCCACCGAAGAAGAUCAGGAAAGUACCAGCUGGUCUCCCAACUUCGGUUUAUCCAACAGCUCCCAGCGAUGAUUUCAACCAGGAAAAUGCAGGUUUCCCAGCUUCAAAGACCGGCAGCGUCUACCCUGGCACCUACUACAUGGAAGACGGUCUGCAGGUCCCCUGGGCUCAGUCGGGUUUUUCCUCCAUACCCCACCUUUCCCAGUCGGCUCCGUUUGCUGCCAUCAAUCCUCAGGAUCGCCUGAAGAGGCAGCCUUUGCCCCUGUCCCCUCCAUCUUAUCCUCACCAUGGCAGCGAGGUGAACAGUGGCUUCCAGUCCGCAUACACUCCUCCUAUCAAUGGAACAGACGGGAUCAUGGGCAAUAGUGCACCAGGAAGCUCAGGGGAUGAAAUUGGAAAAGCCCUUGCUUCAAUUUACCCUUCGGACAACAAUGGGAGCAACUUCUCCUCCACUCCACCUACCCCGGUGGGGUCUCCUCCGAGCAUGGCAGUUUCUGCUUCUCAGUGGCCCAGAGGAUCAACUCAGUCUGCACAGUCACCCAGUUUUGAGGGAGGACUGCAAGCACUGCAGAACAAGACUGAGGACUGCCUGGGUGAAGCCCUGCGUGUGUUACGGAACCAUGCAGUAGGUUCGGGACUGGGUGCAGAAAUGCACACCCUGCUGAGCGUUGCUGGAGGAGCUGCCGGUCUGAGUUCCCUUGCUCAGAGCUUUUCCGUGCACAGCAGAGCGCCCGGCCUGGUGCCCAGCCACCACGAGGAAUCGUCUGGUCUGACGUCCACCGGUUCUCUAUUACAUGGGCAGCCGACAGCCACGCAAGCCCCUGCCAACUCGCAGCCAGAGGGCUUCUCAAGUUUGUCUGCAAGUCUGAGUCGCGUCUCCAGCACAGAUAUAAAGAGGGAGGAGAAAGAGGAUGACGAAAACUGCUCUAUCGCAGAUAAGUCCGAGGACGAGAAGAAAGACGGCAAGAUGAACAGCACACGAACAAGCAGUGUGUCAGAGGAGUGCUUGACACUGGAGGAGAAGGAGCAGCGUGACCGUGAGCGCCGCUUGGCCAACAACGCUCGCGAGCGAGUUCGAGUACGGGACAUCAAUGAGGCCUUCCGGGAGCUCGGGCGCAUGUGCCAGCUGCACUUGAAGAGUGACAAGGCACAGACCAAACUGAUCAUCCUACAGCAAGCCGUGCAGGUCAUCCUAAGCCUCGAGAGGCAGGUGCGAGAGCGGAACCUCAACCCAAAGGCGGCAUGUCUGAAAAGGAGAGAGGAGGAAAAGGUCACCGGCAUUGGGGGAGAUCCUCAGAUGCUGGGAGGAGGCCACCCUGGUCUAGGCAGUGAUGGGCACACUCAUAUGUAAUAUUUAUAUUCUAUUCUAAAGAGUACUUUCAGAUGUGGCCUUAUUCUCCUAUCUACCGUCUGUGUGUGAAUACGCUCACCAUGACUGUGCAUCAGAAUCUUUUAAUCUUAUGGACACGUACCUGUGCAAACACACACACACACACACUCGCACACAAACACACACUUGCAUAAAUGUACACACAGAUGUUAUGGACCACUGGAGCAUCUUAAAGAACACUGCUGAGAGAUGGUGAAACUCUGAGCACAACGAACAAGAAUUUCAACGCUCCUAUUUUUAAUGUUUUUUUUUUUUUUUUUUUUUUUCUUUUAAAUACGGGAGCAAGGAGAUUAUGGAGGUGUGUUUCGCCAGGAUUUGAUUUCUUAUUGAAAUAGACAACCAUUCCCAAGACUUCAAAAUAAGGUCUUAUCUGUGUAGAUAAGAACUCAAACAAAAUACUAUCUGCUACAUCGUUAGAUGUCUGAUAAUUUGCUGAUCAGAUAUUGUGCUAGUACAUAGCACAUGUGCACACAAACACUUCGUGGGGAUUCAGGGGCUCAAAUUAGGGAACAGAAAUUUUACCCUUUGGACUUUCAUUUGUACCAACACAUGACUGAAAGCAGACGUGAAAAUGAAGAACAGCCACAGUGACAAACACCUCGGCGCUCAAGUGUUUAUUUUCUUAUUUUUAUUUUUUUGCAUUAACAUUGAGCGUCUGAACUCAUGUACCUGUUUAACUGGAGCCUGUUCACCUCUACAGCAGUCACCACAGCCAUGGACUCAACACUUCAUUCUUGCCUACUGGACUAGCAGUUUGCAUUAAUAUUGAAAUCAGUUGUUUUUUUUUUUUAAGAGGAACGACACGUCCUCUUGAUACUUCUUCAGUCUCCUCGUUUUUAGCAUUUCAGUACUGUGCCGUCAUGUCACAUCUUUAAUCCUGGAUCCUCCUUUCUGCUGUUUCAUUUUUGUUUGUUUGUUUUUUUUCUUUUCUUUUCUUUUUUUUUCUUUGUAAAGAAGAAAAAGUGUAAGAAAACUUUGGACAUGGACACCAUGUGCGAUUACCAAUUGUCCUGAUUUGAUCUAAAGGGUAGAUGUAGUUUGUUCUUAAAAGUACAGUAAAAUCACAUUGAGGAUUUGUGAAAUCUGCUCGUUUUUUGGCCAGUGAUUCAGUGCUAAAAUUGUCAGGGGUAUUUGUGUAUUUUGCUGACUGAUUAGUGUCAACUGCAUCUGCUGCCAAUCCUGGGUAUCUUUUCUUGAAAAUGGAAGAAAAUGGAAAAUUUCACCAAUUACUUGAUCAUGUUGCCGCUUUCUUUUUUAAUAAUUAUUUUUAAUGAAUAAAUAUGCGAAAGAACGUUGGAACGCCAGGAACAAAUGUAAUCGUUACGUAUUUCUUUUGCUUUUUUGUAUUUUAAUGUAGGGUGGAAACUUUUUAUUACUAGUUUUUAUAUAUAUAUAUAUAUAUAUAUAUAUAUAUAUAUAUAUAUAUAUAUAUAUAUAUAUAUUCCCUGUCCUCAUUGCUCCAGUUGUUUCAUUGAUUUCAAUCACUGCAAUAUUGCUUCAUUUCCCCUCUCAGUGAACAUAGUAUUGUUGUUGAACCACCUUUUAUAACAUGUUUUCAUAAGCGCUGACACCAAGGGUCAUUUCAACAGCUGAAUUUAUCAGUGUUCUCCUUCAGU
Tachysurus vachellii is the source of this 3984-nucleotide messenger RNA. RefSeq names its product transcription factor 3a (gene tcf3a). Gene Ontology annotation, biological process: regulation of transcription by RNA polymerase II. The transcript has 19 exons. Lineage: Eukaryota; Metazoa; Chordata; Actinopteri; Siluriformes; Bagridae. The record is from RefSeq and is a predicted model, not a curated record. Gene Ontology annotation, cellular component: transcription regulator complex. Gene Ontology annotation, molecular function: DNA-binding transcription factor activity, RNA polymerase II-specific; protein dimerization activity; RNA polymerase II cis-regulatory region sequence-specific DNA binding. Bases 506 to 2329 code for a protein of 607 amino acids.